Rhopilema esculentum is the source of this 3408-nucleotide messenger RNA. The record is from RefSeq and is a predicted model, not a curated record. NCBI's taxonomy places the organism in Eukaryota, Metazoa, Cnidaria, Scyphozoa, Rhizostomeae, Rhizostomatidae.
CGAGCAAAUAAUUGAGAAGCUUUACAGGAAAUAAAACUUCACUAGGAGAGAGAUAUCUAGCUAUCAAAACAAUUGAUGUUGUCCUGUUGUUUAUGGAAAGCAAAUCUCUCGUAUACUGAGUACUGGUAUAUUUCUUGUUUUGGUUCAUCUUGUAGUGAUCUUGUAGCUAACAAAUCUUUUCUUCAGACUGACAGCUAUACGUACGUAGAAGCCGAUGCUGUUGCCAAGCGCCAGCCAAAGUCUAAUUGGCUGAUGGGAAUUUCAAUUCAGCGGCGAAGCUAUAAAGAAGUAGUGAUAAUCUUGAUGACAAGUUUUGCAUUGAACCAGUGAAUGGAUAGCUGUGCAACCCAGUUUGGCAGCGGGUGUGUGGCGAAAACAGAUCGCAGAAAAAGGAAGAUAGCGGAAACUGAAGCUUAGUUCGGGAAAGACGAUGCACUGACGAGGACACAGCAAGUGUAUGUUUUGGAGAGAAGUCGGACAUCAUGAGUUUUUACCCAUUUCGGGUAUUUGCUUUAGCCUUUGAGUCUGUUUGAACGACCGAGCACUGUUGUCAUGCAUGCCUCACUUGUUUAUAUUCUAUAAAAGCUUCUUGCGGACGUUAACUCAACGAAUCUUGCAUUGCAGUUUUAGAAUGAUACACAGACUUGUUGUGUAAAAAACCAGAGGAUGAAUAACUCGCCAAUUUGGCCAAAUACUUCUAUGGCAGCAAACAUUAGUUUACCAAACACGAGCGUGUUUACACGAGGUGAGGACAUUGCUCUAAAGUUUUUUUACGUGCUUGUAUCAUUCGCAGCAGUCAUCGGCAAUUCUGGUGUUUGCUUCAUUAUUUUGAAUGACAAGAAGAUACAGAACACAGUGAACCUUCUGUUGUUGAAUUUAUCGAUAUCUGACAUUAUUUCUGCAAUAGCAGUCUAUCCUUACCUUUUUUUGGAUAUUUCCAAAACCAAUUUAAAGGGCACGGGAGCUAAUUUGAUGUGUGGUUUCACGGAAGGGCUGACAUUAUUUUUCGCUGCAUCAUUAGUAAAUCUACUAACACUCAGUGUAUUGUCGCUGAGCCGGUACAUGCUCAUAAAUCACCCAACAAAACACAAAUGGAGGGUCAAGAAGCACAGUGUCAAAUGGAUCUGCGUUUUUACGUGGACUGUUGGGAUAUCGCUACUCAUUCCAAGCGGUGUAUCAUUCCACUACAAUUCAGAGAACAAAAUCUGCUGGAGACGCUGGGCAAAAGGCAUUAUCCUCGUACUGUAUUUCAUUGCAACCAUGGUGAUAGCGUUUCUUAUACCACUUUGCACGUUAACAUUCACGUAUAUUUCCACGAUUCACACGCUGUGGUUCAAAAAGUCUCUGCAGCGGCUGCAACGUACUAAUUCACAAACGAGCGUGCAAUCGAGUCGAAAGCGAAUCAGCAUAUUACUCGGCAUGCUAAUCGUUGUGUUCCUCGUUUGCUGGUCCCCGUUUGGAAUUUAUUGGCUGCUUUCUACAGCGCUGAAUUACUUUCCAGAUACGGUUGAAGGUCAGGGUAAGAUGAUAAGAAUAACACGGUACACUAUUUUGAUUGCCCUGCUCAAUACAUGUCUUGAUCCACUGGUUUAUGCCUACAGUAACCGACAGAUCACGAAUGGUGCAAAGCGGACUCUUCGAAGGAAAGGGACAAUAAACACGGUGGAACCGACAGCUACUGAAUGAAUUUAAAAAGAGGAAGCAUAGGCGUAGAUUUUGAGACCCCAUUCCCUUCUCUAUCCCGCAAUGGAAAAACUUUGUUGCAAGCUCAGCCUAAUUUCGAAACUAAUAGAGGCUCUCUCUGGAAGGUAAAUUAAUUUUUGGCCUUCAGUAAAUCUUUAAUUUAACCCGCUUCUUUCGUCAUUAGGUAAAGAUUGCAAUACUACAAUUCCUCAUGAUAGGUGGGCUGAGCUUACAAAAUUAUUGGCAUUCCUGUGUUUAGAGAGUAAUAAAAAUGAGUAGCCCCUAUUCCUCGAUUGACGACUGCGCUUGUGUAACAAAACCCGACCCAAUCCAACCCAAAACACGCAGAAAAAUAAGCCUGAUUAUCAAAGAAUUGAGUCUAUGCGUUAUAAACGCCGUAGACCGUUAGCAGAAGACUUUAGACAACGUAAACAAAACCGAAAUGAAAAAGACCGCACCCAAAUAACGUUAAAUUUCAUUAAAGAUAAAUAGUCUUCAUCAUUGAAGAACACCACAAGCUAAAAAAAUGAAUCGAUAUUUGCAUCAAACAACCUGCAGGUUAUUGCCCCCUGCCACAAAAAGACAUCAUUCCACAUGUAUACUGGUCAGACAGACACAUACACGCCGGCGUCUGAUAUUCAUUUGUCCUUGUCUCGGGACAUAUUCGAAAGGGUAACGAGAAGAAGACAAAAUGGAUGAUGCCCACCAGAUGCUGUAAGUGAACUUUACAAGAUCCGAACGAAGAGGAAAAAGGCAAAAGUGUUAAAAAAAUUUGACAUUGCUGAUCAAUCUUUUCGGUAAAAUUGAUACAAUCAUUAUAGAUUUUUCAAAGUGGAAUCUGAGGUGAUAUGGCAUAAACUAUGAUUAAAAAAGCUAAGAAACCAUGCAUUUCAUUUUUUUGGGCUGGAUAAUUUUACCUGACAUAACAAAUUCAGAAGGUUGUGAAGGAAGCUUCGUUCGUUGACUUUUUUGAAUUGGAAACAAACUUGAAAUUCUUAAAUUAACAUUAAGAUAUCACAUUGUAAUUAAAAAAAAUGAAUUUUUUUAAAAAGAACCGAGAAAAUAAAAAUUUAAUUUAAUUUACUAUAAAAACAUCUAAGUCUGUGUUUCAAUUAGAUGAAAAGAAUUAAAAAAGUAUUAAAAGCAGGAGAGGUCGUGGACUACCCAUUUUGAUGUCUAAUAGUAGUAAUGGACCAGAGGAUUAAAAAUUACAGAGAUUGAGGUGAAUUAUAGACAAUGGAUUUAUGGUAGACGUAAAAUGGUUUGCAAUUGAACUAUAGCAUCUUACUGCAAUAAAAGCAAAUACUGUAAAAUGUACAAAAAAUAUAUGCUGAAAAUGUAAUUAAAAUGUAGUGCGCUGUAAUAUAUCUCACAACCGUAAUUAUAUGCACACCUCGAUGUGCUCCAUUUGUAAAUACCUUAAGAGAUUGGAUUUAAUCGUCAUACUUAAGACAACAUUGCUUCUUGCUUUUUUGUCGAAAAUACUUGUUUAACGUUACCUCUAAAAAUUGGUAGGUUUAUCUAAAGGAUAACACGCAGGGAGGAGUAUACAAGCACGUUUGUUGUGUCAAUGUCUUAUGAAACAGAACUGUAGGGCUGCAUGGGUACUGUAAAGGGGUCCAGUUCAAAUAUACCAUCAGUACGGUAACUUGCUAUUGAUAAUUAAGAACCUUUUGCUAAUAUUCCUGAAAAAAACUGCCAGUCAGUCCUUUACAUGCAGCAGAG